GCAGUCCCUUUUGCAUAUCCCGCCGUCAAUAACCGAUCAAGGAUCCCACAAGAUGGGGCUAAUGUGGGUGGUCACGUGGCUCACCCGGUCUUCUCCCCUCACUAUUAUGCGGGCAAUUGGCCUGACCAAUGAAACCGGCACACCAAUACCUCGGACGGCAAUUUCUCGUUCCCUCCGCAAUUCAUUGAAUGCACUCAACACUCUCUUGCGAGGUUCAUUGCUUCAUCAGCCUCUAUAACAAAGCUGCUGCUGGCAUUUCAAGAAGCGUCAGACCACCUGCUUGCCUCAGUCUGUACUCUCCUGCUUCUUCUCCACCCCCCUUUCUUCUUCCGCCAUGGCCGCGCGCCGCUCACUCCUUCGAGCAGUCCCCGCAUUGUCGGCCAGACGAGCACCCCAGAUCACCCACGCCUCCCUCAGGAUGUCGCCCACAGAGCAAGUCGCAAAAAGGCGACUACAUGCCACGAGCAGACACCUCGCUGCCGCCGGCGCGGCUCAGGCCGACUACCCUACCACCCACGAAAAGAUCGAGCAGGUCGCAGAUACCCACAACUUCAUCGACAACCAAUUCGUCCCCUCCCAAGCCACGACAUGGAUUGACCUCCACGACCCUGCCACGAACAACCUCGUCACCCGCGUCCCUCAGAGCACCGAUGCUGAACUCAAGGCGGCUGUCGAGUCCGCGCAAAAGGCCUUUCCCAAAUGGCGUGCCACAUCCAUCAUGACCAAACAACAGAUCAUCUUCCGCCUGACACACCUGAUCCGGCAGAACAUGGACAGACUCGCCGCAUCCAUCACACUCGAGCAAGGCAAGACCUUUGCCGAUGCAAAGGGUGACGUGCUGCGUGGUCUCCAAGUCUGCGAGACCGCUUGCGGAAUCACCACCCAAUUGACCGGCGAAGUCAUCGAAGUGGCCAAGGACAUGGAAACUCGCAGCUAUCGUGAACCGCUCGGUGUCGUGGCGGCCAUCUGCCCAUUCAACUUCCCAGCCAUGAUUCCCUUGUGGAGUGUGCCUGUCGCCACCGUCACGGGUAACUGCUUGAUCCUCAAGCCCUCUGAACGCGACCCGGGCGCGGCCAUGAUCAUCGCAGAAUUAUGCAAGGAAGCCGGCUUCCCAGACGGCGUGGUCAACGUCGUUCACGGCGCCGCCAAGACUGUCGACUUCAUCAUCGACGAGCCCGCCAUCAAGGCCAUCAGCUUCGUUGGCUCCAACCGCGCAGGCGAGUACAUCUACACCCGGGGCUCGGCGAACGGAAAGCGAGUCCAGGCCAACUUGGGCGCGAAGAACCAUGCGGCCGUCCUGCCCGACUGCAACAAGAACCAUGCACUCAACGCUAUCACAGGUGCGGCCUUUGGCGCAGCAGGACAGCGGUGCAUGGCGCUCAGCACACUCGUCAUGAUCGGGGAAACUAAGGACUGGGUUCCCGAGAUCGCCGAGCGCGCAAAGAACCUUAGCAUGAACGGCGGGUUCGAGGAGGGAGCUGAUCUCGGUCCGUUGAUCAGCCCGCAGAGCAAGAAGCGCGUCGAGGACUUGAUCCAGACCGCCGUCGACGAGGGCGCGACCAUCGUCCUCGACGGCAGAGGCCAGAAGCCCGAGAAGUAUCCUAAUGGCAACUGGGUCGGGCCCACCAUCAUCGCCAACGUCAAGCCACACAUGAAAUGCUACACCGAGGAGAUCUUCGGCCCCGUGCUCGUGUGCCUAAACGUCGACACGACCGAAGAAGCGAUCGACCUGAUCAAUGCGAACCCCUACGGCAACGGCGCCGCGGUCUUCACCCGCUCCGGCGCCACGGCGGCCUUGUUCCAGAAGGAGCUCGAGGCCGGGCAGAUCGGUAUCAACGUGCCCAUCCCCGUGCCGUUGCCCAUGUUCAGCUUCACCGGAAACAAGAAGUCCGUCGCCGGUACGGGAAUGUCCAACUUCUACGGCAAGGACGGUCUGAGAUUCUACACACAGUGGAAGACGGUGACGAGCCUGUGGCGUGCAGAGGAUGCCCUGGCCACCGAGAAGCAGGUUUCUAUGCCCACCCAUUCAUAAAGUCCGAGGUUGGACGGUAUGUGUGUGUUUGAGAGAGAGGGGAGAGAGGGAGAGACAAAAAAAAGGCAUAGGUCAUGACUAGUUAGUGUUUUUCAAAAGCUGUCUCUACGGUUGGUCGACUUGGCUCUCGCGCGAAUGUUCCCUGCCACAGCCACAGUCUACAGAAUGUCGAAAUCUGCAAUGUCAUGUCAUGGCAAGUCAUCAGACGUGGUCCAACAAGUCCAGAGAUUUUUCUGCAGGAUGGGAAUGCAUGUUCGUCUGCUUAUCAUGAGCACUUUAGGUACAUAGGUAUCGCUACCUCUAUAUGGGCUUGGUAUCAUGCCGAGAUUCUUGCGAGUAUUGAAUUUUGAACAGAAAA
Exophiala xenobiotica is the source of this 2390-nucleotide messenger RNA. RefSeq names its product methylmalonate-semialdehyde dehydrogenase (acylating). Gene Ontology annotation, cellular component: mitochondrion. The record is from RefSeq and is a predicted model, not a curated record. Gene Ontology annotation, biological process: L-valine catabolic process; thymine catabolic process. Gene Ontology annotation, molecular function: methylmalonate-semialdehyde dehydrogenase (acylating, NAD+) activity; malonate-semialdehyde dehydrogenase (acetylating, [NAD(P)+]) activity. NCBI's taxonomy places the organism in Eukaryota, Fungi, Ascomycota, Eurotiomycetes, Chaetothyriales, Herpotrichiellaceae. Bases 335 to 2032 code for a protein of 565 amino acids. The transcript is spliced from 2 exons.